Molecule: messenger RNA, 1545 nt
Organism: Anolis sagrei ordinatus
Lineage: Eukaryota; Metazoa; Chordata; Lepidosauria; Squamata; Anolidae
Product: RLA class II histocompatibility antigen, DP alpha-1 chain-like
Biological process (GO): antigen processing and presentation; immune response
Cellular component (GO): membrane; MHC class II protein complex
Source: RefSeq, a predicted model, not a curated record
CGCAGGAUGGCGGCGGCGGCACCGGCGGCCCUGGGGGCGCUGCCCUGGCUCCUCGCCCUCGCCCUCCUCCUCCUCGUGGGCAGCACGGGCGCCGCCGUGGAAACAGAGGCGGACUACGUGGGGCUGCGCUUCUUCCAGGAGAACUUCCCGGCGGGUCCCAAGGCGGCGGAGACGGAGGCGGGCGAGUACCUGGACGAGUUCGAGGGCGAGGCCAUCUUCCAGGUGGACUGGGCCCAGAAGACCACCUCCUGGCGCCUCCCCGACUUCGCCCGCUUCGCCACUUUCGAGUCCACGAUCGCCCUGGGCUACCUGAGCGGCAUCAAGCAAAACCUGGAGGCGCUCAUGGCGCUCAGCAACCGGACGCGCGGCCAGAGCGCUGCUCCUUCGGCCAAGGUGUACCCCAAAUACCCCGUGGAGCUGGGGGACCCCAAUGCCCUCAUCUGCUUUCUGGACCGCUUCUCCCCCCCAGUGCUGAACAUCACGUGGCUGAAGAAUGGGGAGGUGGUCUCUGAGGGGGUGCAAGAGACGGGCAUCCUUCCCAGUGUGGACUUUGCUUUCCGCAAGUUCUCCUACCUGCCCUUCAUCCCAGAGGAGGGAGACUUCUACACCUGCCGCGUGGAGCACUGGGGGCUCCCCGAACCUCUGACAGUGAUCUGGUCACCAGAAGAGUCCACCCCCCUCCCGGACACAGCAGAGAAUGUGCUCUGUGGCCUGGGCCUGGCCUUCGGCAUCCUGGGCAUCAUCGUGGGCACUGUCCUCUUCUUCAAGGCCAUGAGGAUGACCAACCGCAACACCCUGUAAUCUUAAUAGAGGGAGAGAUGCUCCUUUCCCAGCAAGUGCUUCAGCAGAGACCUCCUGAUUUGCUGCUCUCCCCAUCGCACCUCAGGCCAACUUCCCCCCAUCCAUCAGCUGUAAGAGCCCCCUUUGCCUUGUUCUGACUCUCCCACUGCAUCUCACUGGUGGCCAAACCAAGGAGACCACCUCAGUGCUCUGCCAACAUCCACCCACCUAGCAGCCAGCAGCUGGACACAAAGCUUAAUCUAUCUGAGGGCCAAGAUUUGUUGUUGUGUGCCUUCAAGUUGUUUCUGAGUGAGGUUCACUUUUUUAGCCAGGUUUGGUCCAAAGAGAUUUGCCAUUGCCCUCCUCUGAGGCUGACAGACGGUGACUUGUCCAGAGUCACCAAGUGGGCUUUCACGGCCAAGUGGGAUUCAAACCUUGGUCUCUAGUCCAGGACUCAAAUGGCCAUGAUUUUCCUCUAAUUCAGGCUUAGCAAGUAGGAUUCGCCCAUCUUAUUGCAGAAAAGCCCCAAAAUCUCUGUUUUAGGGAAAGAGCUCUUGCCUUUCUUUCUUGCCUUCGGGAUAGAAUGUUGUAAAAUCUGAACUCUGCAUUUUAAAUAAACCUUAAUUACUGGAACCACAUUUGAAAGCUUUAAUAGAAUGCUUAUCAUUUACACUGUUUGAAAUUUGUUAGACUGCUUUUAUUGUGCCCCACCCUGAGACUUUUGGAUUAAAAGGUGGCAAAUAAAUAAAUACAUAAUUGGAUAUG